CCCACCAAUUUAAUUUUCUCUUCAACUCCCAACCCAAACAUCGCGCAUUCGCCAAUCGCUACUUGCCCCUUAUCUCUCCCUUUCAUUCUACCCUCUCUUGCUAUGGCCACCGUCCUCCGAACUCCCACAUUCCGGGCAUCCCCAACGCUACUCACCACCGCCUCCGCCUCCUCCAAUUAUCCCAAAACCUCUAGGGUUUCCGUCACAUCCUCCAGAAGGAGGCCGUCACCACUUAAAUCCCUCCGGCUCCAUCCAAUUCCCUCCUCGCGGUUCGUGAAGUUAGUUCCCUUUGCUUUUGACGGAGAUACCGAGGCUCCCCAAGUUCAAGACCCGCCUGAGGUUCAGGUUCCGGAUUCUCCAGUUGAUGCAGAGGAUAGUACAGGUGAUGACGAGCUUAGCGAUGCUGGUGAAACACCCGCUUUAACUUUGACAGUCUUACUACAGUCUUACAAAGAAGCAUUAGCUAAUAACGAUGAAGUCAAAAUUGCUGAGUUGGAAACCUCGUUUAAAUCCAUAGAUGAUGAGAUAGUAGCUCUUGAAGCGAAAGUGGAUUCUUUAUCUGAAGAACUAUCAAUAGAAAAAGACCGUAAACUAAGGAUUGGUGCAGACUUUGACAAUUAUCGUAAGAGGACCGAGAGAGAUCGCCUUUCACUGGUCACAAAUGCUCAGGGGGAAGUUGUAGAGACUUUGUUGCCUGUAUUGGAUAAUUUUGAGAGAGCCAAAGCUCAGAUUAAGGUGGAGACAGAGGGAGAGGAGAAAGUAAACAACAGCUAUCAGAGCAUAUAUAAGCAGUUCAUUGAAAUUCUAAACUCACUUGGAGUUGAACCAGUGGAGACAGUUGGAAGUCCCUUUGAUCCAAUGCUACAUGAAGCAAUUAUGCGUGAGGAUUCUGAUGAAUUUGAAGAUGGCAUUAUAAUUCAAGAAUUCAGAAAGGGUUUUAAACUUGGUGACCGCCUCUUACGCCCAUCAAUGGUGAAGGUAUCAGCCGGUCCAGGGCCUGCAAAGCCGGAACAAGAAGUACCUCUGGAAGAACAAGUCACAAAUGAAAUUACUGAAGAGAAUGAUGUCAACGCAAAAACAGAGUCUGCUUGAACAGACAACUCUUUGCUUGAAUUCAGUUUUGUACAAGUAUAUCAGUUUAAUCUCCAAGAACUUAAUGAUGGGGGUUACAGUUGCUCAAGAGAUAUUCCUGUCAAGUUUCCUUUUAAGGGAACUUAGUAUUAUGAGAUUAUGAAUUAUGAUUUCAGAUUUGUAUGUCCUUGCACGGUUUUGGUAGAGAUGACUAAAUUUUUUCAGAGGUACCAUGUUUCUGAAAGGACCCCAAGUAAGUUGCAAUUGAUCAAGUGCUUGGCACCUGGAGUUGGAAGAAUCAGGGUGAACUUUUAAAUUAAGGUUUUAGUAAUGACACUAUUUCUUCAUAUUAUUGCACAUUAUUUAUUAUUUAGUUAACCUGGAAGCAAUUCUAGUUAAUGUA
Lathyrus oleraceus (garden pea) is the source of this 1474-nucleotide messenger RNA. RefSeq lists its product as uncharacterized. Gene Ontology annotation, biological process: protein folding. NCBI's taxonomy places the organism in Eukaryota, Viridiplantae, Streptophyta, Magnoliopsida, Fabales, Fabaceae. The transcript is spliced from 3 exons. Bases 103 to 1092 code for a protein of 329 amino acids. The record is from RefSeq and is a predicted model, not a curated record. Gene Ontology annotation, cellular component: chloroplast. Gene Ontology annotation, molecular function: protein-folding chaperone binding; adenyl-nucleotide exchange factor activity; protein homodimerization activity.